ACCGUAUUUAAGAGCACUCUAAGAAAUAGUUGUAAGAUGUGAAGAUAUGUGUUCACAUCUGAAAUGUGUCUGUAGGUUAAAAAAAAGACGUUUCAGAUGAGAAGAAUAAGUAAAAACUCCAGAAUCCAAACUGCAGCUCCACUAGAGGUCAGCAAAUGGUAGCAAGUAAAUACUGUGCUCUUCCUCCCUGCUUUUCUCUCUCUCUGGAGAAGUUUAUAGUGUGUAAACAUGAUCCUGCACUGGAACACUGUGUCCUGGGUAUUGAGUAACUCGCCAACCCUUGCCCCCAUGCACUCCGUGUGUGGGUGUGGGAAACUCAAGUGUGUGGGCAACUCAAGUGUGUUACUGUCCACCUUCCACUCCCCUGUGUGUUUUCCAAGUGUCCGGAUGCAUCGAUCUGUCAGCUCCACCUGACAUAUGACUAGCCAUGGUGAUGACCUCAUAUCCUCCCCCUUCCUUUCCUUUCUCUCCCUUCCCUUCCUUUCUCUCCCUUCCCUUGUCCUCCCAUCAGUCUCACACAGACUAACUGUGUCUAAACAGUCACGCUGUCACUAGCUGGAAUGUCACACUGACACAAAAACAGAGGGAGGGACUGAGACAGAGGGGGGGAGAGAGACUGAGUACAACAAACUGAAAGCAGCAGAGAACUAAAGUGGAAGGAGUCGGAUUGUCUGAAAAUCGACUGAGUGGGGGAAAAAAUCAGAAGAAACUGAAGUACAAGGAGGAGAAAGACAGUGAAGGAGUCAUCAAAACAGCGAGAGGAAUAGAGCUAGAGAGUAGUACUGCUGUUCUCAGACACCGAGAUAAACGAGACAAAACAGUGGUGAGGAUUUCACUAAACCACAGUGACGUACGUAGUCUAAGGACGGAGAUGAUCGGUUUGACCACAGUUCUAUCAAGCUUAUUUAUUGUGUCUGAUGGGCAGCAGCAGUAGCAGCAGCAGGCUGUUUGGUACCCUGGCCCAGACCCUGAACAGUGCUCCACUGGCCCAGCAGGACUACGACCCAGAGCACCAGGACUCAGACCAGGACCCGGAGGGCCUGGAGCAGGCCGACCCAGACCAGCUGCUCAAGGAGUGCGAGGAGAUCCUCCAGAACCGGCCGGCCCGUCCACACCGGGACCUGGUCUACCCUGCAGACCCAAAACACCAGCACCAAUACAGGAACAAUGAGCAGCAGCAAACGCCAUCCAUACGGGUCAUGACAUGGAACAUCCUAGCUCAAGCUCUAGGGGAGGGUAAGGAUGGCUUUGUGCAAUGUCCUCUGGAUGCUCUGAACUGGGCUGAGAGGAAGUACCUGAUCCUGGAAGAGAUCCUCACCUACCGCCCUGACAUCCUGUGUCUCCAGGAAGUGGACCACUACUACGACACCUUCCAGCCCAUCUUGGCCAGCCUGGGCUACCACAGCACAUUCCUGCCCAAGCCCUGGUCCCCCUGCCUGGACGUGGCCAGCAACAACGGCCCUGACGGCUGUGCGCUCUUCUACCGCCGCGCCCGCUUCAGCCUCCUCCACACCUCCCACCUGCGCCUCUCUGCCAUGAUGCUGCCUACCAAUCAGGUGGCCAUCGUGCAGACGCUGCGUUGCCGGGAGACGGGCCAGAGGCUGUGCGUGGCCGUGACCCACCUGAAGGCAAGGAGCGGCUGGGAGAGGCUGAGGGGGGCCCAAGGGGCUGACCUGCUGCAGAGCCUAAAGGCUAUCACCUCGCGGGCGGCUGGGUCAGACCCAGCCAGUAGGGGACCUGGGGGAGGGAGUGGGACAGAGGGGGUGCCUCUGAUAGUGUGUGGGGACUUUAACGCUGAGCCCUCGGAGGACGUGUACAGGCGUUUUAUGUCCUCCCCCCUGGGUCUGGACUCCGCCUAUAAGCUGCUGAGUGCAGACGGGCAGACGGAGCCGGCCUACACUACCUGGAAGAUCCGUCCCUCAGGGGAGAGCUGCAGUACCCUGGACUACAUCUGGUACUCUCACGGUGCUUUCACUGUGGACACCCUGCUGGACAUACCCACUGAGGAACAGAUAGGACCUGACCGCCUGCCCUCAUACCACUACCCCUCCGACCACCUCUCACUGCUCUGUGAUGUCAGCUUCAGGGAGCCCAGGGACCAACCUCAUAGGCUGAUGUAGGUUGCCUAUCAGAGGCAUCGGCCAAUAGGGUCCCAGUUCAGGACAAUGCAGGAAGAAUCAACUGGAUCAAACAACGUGUGGGAGUGUGAUACUGGAGAAGUGAAUGCUUAUUUUACUUGACCUGGUGCUGAAAUUUGAUUCUGCAGACUUGACACCAGAGAGUAGUUAUUUAUUUAUUUUUUAAACCAGUACUUGUUUUCUGUCAAGUGAGAUAUUAUCCCUCAUGAUCGUUUUUCUUCAUAUGAGGUGUAUAACGGGUUUUAAAGGAACUGGAGAAUAGGAUCAUAUCAAUACUGUAACUGCUAUUAUUUUCAGUGCUGUGGCAGCAAGAAUGCCAAUGAGCAUGUCAAAAUAAAAUACUUAGACAUUCUGA
Molecule: messenger RNA, 2493 nt
Organism: Salmo salar (Atlantic salmon)
Lineage: Eukaryota; Metazoa; Chordata; Actinopteri; Salmoniformes; Salmonidae
Gene: nocta
Product: nocturnin a
Biological process (GO): circadian rhythm
Molecular function (GO): poly(A)-specific ribonuclease activity
Source: RefSeq, a predicted model, not a curated record